Chanos chanos (milkfish) is the source of this 2669-nucleotide messenger RNA. It is a transcript of the gene gnl2, whose product is annotated as G protein nucleolar 2. Gene Ontology annotation, cellular component: nucleolus. Gene Ontology annotation, molecular function: GTP binding. The transcript is spliced from 16 exons. Bases 80 to 2290 code for a protein of 736 amino acids. NCBI's taxonomy places the organism in Eukaryota, Metazoa, Chordata, Actinopteri, Gonorynchiformes, Chanidae. The record is from RefSeq and is a predicted model, not a curated record.
UUCAGAAGAGAAGUGGUCGUAACUCAUAUUUGUAAUACAAAGUUAUCCAAAGUACCGUGUUACUACACUCACAGCCAACAUGGUAAAGCCACGGUUUAAGGGGAAAAGUACAAUAAAUCCCUCCAACUCCAGCUCUAAUCCAGACCGAGUCAAAGGAGCUGGAGGUAACAAUAUGAGGGACCGCGCCACCAUCAAACGUCUGAACAUGUACCGCCAGAAACAGCGAUGCAAUAGUAGGGGUAAAGUGAUCAAACCUUUGCAGUAUCAGUCUACCGUGGCUCCCGGCACUGUGGCAAGAGUGGAACCUAACAUCAAAUGGUUUGGCAACACACGUGUUAUCAAGCAGUCAUCCCUGCAGAAGUUUCAGGAGGAGAUGGGAGCAGUGAAAAAAGACCCAUAUCGAGUUGUCAUGAGACAAAGCAAGCUGCCCAUGUCUCUUCUGCAGGACAGAGUCAAAGCCCACAACUCCAAGGUGCACAUACUGGACACAGAGACGUUUGAGUCAACGUUCGGGCCCAAGGCUCAGAGAAAGAGGCCCAACCUGUGCGUGGGAGACGUCAAAGAUUUAGUGGAGCAAGCGGAGGCCUCCGCUCAAAGCUACAGUGCAGAGAAGGAUCGCGACCUGGUGACAGAAGACACUGGGGUCAGGGAUGAGGUGCGUGAGGAGAUCUUCAAGAAAGGCCAGUCCAAGAGGAUUUGGGGAGAACUUUACAAGGUGAUAGACUCUUCAGACGUCAUCAUUCAGGUCUUGGAUGCCCGGGACCCGAUGGGCACACGCUCCCAGAACAUCGAAACCUAUCUGAAGAAAGAAAAGCCUUGGAAACACCUUAUCUUUGUUCUCAACAAAUGUGACCUCAUUCCCACUUGGGUCACGAAACAUUGGGUCGCAGUGUUAUCCCAGGAAUACCCGACGCUGGCCUUUCACGCCAGCCUGACCAACUCCUUCGGCAAAGGCUCUCUCAUUCAGCUCCUCAGGCAGUUUGGCAAGCUUCACACAGACAAGAAGCAGAUCAGUGUGGGUUUCAUUGGUUACCCCAACGUUGGAAAGAGUUCAGUCAUCAAUACACUGCGGUCCAAAAAGGUCUGCAGUGUGGCGCCUCUCGCUGGUGAAACCAAGGUAUGGCAGUACAUCACGCUGAUGAGGCGAAUUUUCUUGAUCGACUGCCCUGGGGUUGUUUAUCCGUCCGAGGACAGUGAGACUGACAUUGUGCUGAAAGGAGUGGUUCAAGUGGAGAAGAUCCGUAAUCCGGAGGAACACAUCGGAGCCGUGCUGGAGAGAGCCAGAGCCGAAUACAUCCAAAAGACGUACCGAAUUCCUUCCUGGAGCUCUGCCGAAGACUUCCUGGAAAAGUUGGCAUUCCGCACAGGAAAACUCCUAAAGGGGGGAGAGCCUGACUUGCCUACUGUCGCCAAGAUGGUACUGAAUGACUGGCAGAGGGGUCGCAUCCCCUUUUUCGUCAAACCGCCCGAGUCCACGUCCCACCAGGAGACCAAGACGCAGCUGCAGCUGGAAGGGCCUUCGGGGGAUGUGGAGAAGGCCGAGCGUGACAGCAGGCCCGAGGAAGAGAGUUCAGAAGCGGCAACGUCCAACGAGCAGGAAGCCCAGCAAGAGCUAGAGAGACUCAAACAGGAACAGAUGAAUAAGAUCCUUGCCAACGUAAGACAGAACUUCGGCAAAAUAAACGUAGCCCCAGAAUUCAGCGAGGAAGAUCUGGUACCUGUAGAGAUGCCAGAGCUUCUGGAUCAGUUGGGGUCAGAGAAUGAGGAAGAGGAGGAGGAGGAAGAAGGGAGUGAAGAGGAUGAAGAACAAGCAGAGAAUGAAAGAGAGGGUGAAGAAGAAGAAGGAGUGGGAGAAGAGGAGUCGUCUAGCGCCAGGUCCUCCGCCAAGACGGAGGGCAAGAGUGCACACGAGGUGAACAGAGAGUUGGACGAGAAAAUUGCCAAGCUAAAGCAGUUCCUGGAUCGGGCCAAGUCCAAACGUUUCUCUGCCAUCCGAAUUCCAAAGGGCCUCUCAGAUAGGGUGUUCUCCGAAGCAAAAGCAACGCAGAAUGGUAACAGCAAACCACAACAGAAAGCUGUGACGCACGCGAGCAGAAAGAGGAAAGUUCAGGAGGACCAGGGGCCAGAACGGCAGACCAAACUCACAUCAAAAGAGAAGAGAAGAAUUGAACGCGCCCAGAAAGUCAAGAAAGUGGGAGUUCGGUAUUACGAAACGCAUAACGUGAAAAACAAGAACAAAAACAGAAAAAUCCCCAGCGAAGGCAAAAAAGCGAAGAGAGCCAGACGCUAGCCCUGCGUAAUGGAAGCUCUUCGCGUAAAAAGCCUCGUUUUAAGGGACUCUGUCGGUGAAUUGCGUCGCGGACGCCGUGAUAGAACGUGUAAUGCUAGAGAGGAGCACGGUGUCUGUGGCUCUGAUGUGUCUGAUGUUUGGACAGAAGCAUUCGGGUGUUUUUUUUUUUUUUUUUUCCUCUCUCACUCACUGUCCACAGGAAUGUGACCAUCAUACGCGGCCUGCUAUUUCUACUCAGGCAUAUACAGCCGAAAACAAAUUCAACUCGUUUUUGCAAAUUGUUGUUCAUUUGAAGUGUCUCUGUGCAGUAGCACUGAAACCAUGAUGUGUCCUCGACAUGUCAAUUCAUUCAUGUUCCCUUUGUGGGGGACAUAAGUAA